Molecule: messenger RNA, 2869 nt
Organism: Solanum pennellii
Lineage: Eukaryota; Viridiplantae; Streptophyta; Magnoliopsida; Solanales; Solanaceae
Product: glucan endo-1,3-beta-glucosidase 6
Exons: 2
Coding region: 1322-2791 (489 amino acids)
Biological process (GO): carbohydrate metabolic process
Cellular component (GO): plasma membrane
Molecular function (GO): hydrolase activity, hydrolyzing O-glycosyl compounds
Source: RefSeq, a predicted model, not a curated record
CAAACAUUGAUCAAAUGUACCAGUUCAGUUGAUGCUAGAUCACUUGAGUAUAUAUAUAUAUAUAUAUAUAUAUCACUAUCUUAUGUGAAGCUAUCAUCUUAAUCUUUCUUUUGACAAUUAUUUGUGACUCAAUACUCAUAAACUCCAUAAUUUCCUUCACCGUUUUAUUGUUAAAUUUUUCAUUGCUUAACAAGAUUGGUUUUCUAUAGUAGCCCUACUGUUUUCUUCCUUAGGAUGUAAAGUAGUAAUCUUUUGAAUUUCCCUUUUCUUUUUCUCUGUUUUCAUUUCAGAAUAUGCUUUCUUGCCUCCUUUGAUUUGGUAUAUUUUCAGCUUCUACUACAAAUGAUCUUUUUCCCUUUUGAAACCCUUUUUAUUUGUCUUCUCAAGCAAGAAGUCAAGCACAGAUGACAGACCACAGUUCUCUAUUAGAUUCUUGAACUCUAAAAUCUCUCACACUCUCUGAGUUGGUGACAUGGGUGGUGUAAAAACAGAUGAAGUUUUCUUCUUUGUUGUUGUUUGUUAGUUUUGAGCCACUUGAAAUUCCAAUUCUUGAAGACCCUUUUGUAUUCUUGAACUAGUUUGUGAGUGAAAGUUCCAAAAAAGUUAUCUUCUUUGUUGUUGUUAGUAAGUUUUGAGCCUCUUGGUAUUUGAAGACCCUUUUGGAUUCUUGAGCUAUUUUGUGAGUGAAAGUUCAAAACAGACACAGUUUUCUUCUUUUUUGUUGUUAGUAAGUUUUGAGCCUCUUGAAAUUCCUAUUCUUGAAGACCUUUUUGGAUUCUUGAGCUAGUCUGUGAGUAAAGUUCAAAACAAACACAGUUUUCUUUUUUGUUGUUAGUUUUUUGAGCCUAUUGAAGACCAUUUUGGAUUUGUGAGUGAAAGUUCAAAAGAGACAAAGUUUUCUUCUUUUUUGUUGUUAGCAAGUUUUAAGCCUCUUGAAAUUCCAAUUCUUGGAGACCCUUUUGGAUUCUUGAGCUAGUUUGUGAGUGAAAGUAAAGUUCAAAACAGAUAAAGUUUUCUUCUUUUUUGUUGUUAGCAAGUUUUGAGCCUCUUGAAAUUCCAAUUCUUGGAGACCCUUUUGGAUUCUUGAGCUAAUUUAUGAGUAAAAGGUCAAAACAGAUAAAAGUUCUGUUCUUUCUUGUUGUUAGGAAGUUAUAAGCCUCUUGAAAUUCCAAUUCUUGGAGACCCUUUUGGAUUCUUCAGACAUAAAGUUGAUCAUAGUGUUUUUGCAAUGAAACAAUUUCAAGUUUGAUUUCCUUUUUUCUUGUUUUCAACAAGUUAUUGAUUCUUGUCUAAAAGAAAGCCUUUCUGGUGUAAAAAGGAGAUGAGAAUUCUGGGGGUGAAGUAUGGUUUAUGGAUUUCAAUGAUUUUGGGGUUUAUGGUGUUGGGGAAAGUGUAUGGAAUAGGAGCAAACUGGGGUACACAAGCAACACAUCCAUUGCCACCAAACAUAGUAGUAAAGUUACUUAAAGACAAUGGGAUUCAGAAAGUGAAGCUGUUUGAUGCAGAUUCAGAAAUCUUGAAUGCCCUCAGUGGCUCCGGAAUUGAAGUCAUGGUUGGAAUACCAAAUGAAAUGUUGUGGAGUUUAGCUAACAGUUUGGGUGCUGCUGAGAAAUGGGUAGAGAAGAAUGUCUCCUCACAUGUCUCUUCCAACAGUGUUGAUAUCAAAUAUGUUGCAGUUGGAAAUGAACCAUUUCUAUCUCAGUUAAACGGGACGUUUCUGUCAACAACAUUCCCAGCUCUUCAAAACAUCCAAGCAGCCCUUAUAAAAGCCGGUCUUGGUAAUCGGGUGAAAGUCACUAUUCCUCUCAAUGCUGAUGUAUACCAGAGUUCAAGUGAAAAACCUUCAACAGGUGAUUUUCGCCAAGACAUUCGUGAUCUCAUGGUGAGCAUUGUUAAGUUCUUGAGUGACAAUGGAGGUGCAUUUACUGUCAAUAUCUAUCCCUUUAUAAGUCUCUACAAUGACCCCAACUUUCCUGCUGACUAUGCUUUCUUCGACGGAUACUCAAACCCCAUCGAUGACAAUGGGAAAAUCUACAACAAUGUGUUCGAUGCAAAUCACGAUACCCUCCUUUCGGCAUUGCAGAAAAAUGGAUUCCCAAAUAUGUCGAUUAUAAUAGGGGAAAUUGGAUGGCCAACAGACGGAGACAAUAAUGCAAACUUGAAAGCUGCCCAGAAGUUCAACCAAGGAUUCAUGACUCACAUUUCAGGUGGAAAGGGGACACCAAUGAGACCUGGCCCUAUAGAUGCUUACCUUUUCAGUCUGAUUGACGAGGACGCGAAAAGCAUUCAGCCCGGUAACUUUGAGCGCCAUUGGGGAAUAUAUUACUUUGAUGGUACGCCUAAAUACAAGCUUUCUUUAGGUGCAAACAAUGGAGGUGGUUUAGUACCAGCAAGUGGUGUUCGUUACCUGUCUCGUCAGUGGUGCGUGUUGUCACCCUCAGCUAGCCUUGAUGAUCCUCAGCUAGCUGAUAGUGUAGGCUAUGCAUGUUCACAUGCUGAUUGCACCAGCCUCGGGCACGGGACAUCAUGUGCUGAUCUAGAUGCUCGUGGUAACGUUUCGUAUGCCUUCAACAGUUACUAUCAGGAAAACGACCAGCAAUCGAGUGCCUGCAAGUUUCCUAACCUUUCCAUGAUCACAAGCACAGAUCCGUCACCAUCGGGCGGAACAUGUAAAUUCAAAAUCAUGAUCCAAGCAACUAGUCCUAGCAGCCAUAAGAACAAUGCAUUUACAACUAAGCCUGUCAAUGUGAUGUUUCUGUUUGUAGUUUCUUUGUUGUUGAGUGUUUUGUAGAACUUGUUGAGUCAUAUUUAUGUAUUUUCCAUCAUGAUUUUUGUUUACUACAUUACUCUGCUCCUCUGUUUGGCACCA